Molecule: messenger RNA, 3731 nt
Organism: Chlamydomonas reinhardtii
Lineage: Eukaryota; Viridiplantae; Chlorophyta; Chlorophyceae; Chlamydomonadales; Chlamydomonadaceae
Product: ribosomal protein L13
Exons: 2
Coding region: 461-1117 (218 amino acids)
Biological process (GO): translation
Cellular component (GO): cytosolic large ribosomal subunit; ribosome
Molecular function (GO): RNA binding; structural constituent of ribosome
Source: RefSeq, a predicted model, not a curated record
CCACAGCCAUUGCAGACUACCCCUUGCCGUCGACACGUUGUUCGCAACACCGCGACGGCCAUUCUUGCCAGCAUUCGUGCCGCCGAAGGCGGACCCAAAAGCUUGGCCAAGCAUUUCAGGCGCUAUUUGCACCUAAGAUUACGCAGGAAAAGGUUCCACAUGCCUGCCUUUCCUGUCCGCACCGAACCCAAAUACAGAAUGCCUCAACCCGGGGAAGGCGCCUUUCAGGCCUCUAAAAAUUAGGAAUACACCCUUAGCUCGUUAUAACCCCGUUCGUGCCAGCAAUGGGUGAAAUUAAGGGCUCCAGCAAGGAGCGACCUCCUGAUUUCUCCAGGGCAGCGAGGCAGGCCCUAAGAAAUUCAUGGCUAGAUAGGCCUUUGUGGGGAGGUUUCAAUAGUAUGUGCAGAGCGCGCAGGGGGCAAGGCGCCGCCGCCACACUCACUGCAGUCACUGAGCAAAAAUGGUGCGGCACAACAACGUUGUCCCGAACAACCACUUCAAGAAGAAGUGGCAGUUCUAUGUGAAGACUUGGUUCAACCAGCCUGCUCGCAAGGAGCGCCGCCGGGCUGCUCGCGCUAAGAAGGCCGAGGCUCAGUUCCCUCGCCCGGCCGCCGGCCUGCUGCGCCCCAUUGUUCGCGGCCAGACCCUGAAGUACAACACCAAGCAGCGCAUUGGCAAGGGCUUCACCCUGGACGAGCUGAAGGAGGCUGGGAUCCCUGUGCGCAUGGCGGCCAGCCUGGGCAUCGCCAUCGACCACCGCCGCCGCAACAAGUCGCUGGAGAGCCUGCAGGAGAACGCUCAGCGUCUGAAGGCUUACCGCAGCAACCUGGUCGUCUUCCCGCGCAACGUCAAGAAGCCGAAGGCUUUCGAGACCCCUCUGGCCGAGGCGAACGCGGUCGCCCAGGUCAAGGGCGCCGUGGUCCUGCCCCUGGUCAAGGCCGCGCCGGCGCUGGAGACCGUCAAGGUCACCAGCGAGAUGAAGGCCACCGCGGGCAAGGAGCUGGCCGAGAUCAAGGCCACCGCCUACGCCAAGCUGCGCCUGGAGCGCAUGAACGUACGGCAGGUGGGCCCCCGCGCCAAGAAGGCCAAGGAGGCUGCCAAGGAGGAGGCCUCGUAAGCGGCUCCCGCCAUCAGCAGCACCUGCGGCGUCUCCGGCUUCGGGUUUGGGUUGCUCGUCAGAGGGCCCGGGCCCGGGCCGGCUUGGCGUGGUGGUGGCGCUCCCCGGCGCGGCGGCAUCGGCGGCAGCAGCAGCGGCGUAGUCGCGGCGACUGCGGCAGUAGCAGCAACGGCGUUGGAGGAGGCGGCAGCAGCAGCGGCAGCGGCGGACGCUGGUGGCGCUCGGGCCUAAGCGCGGCGUGGCGCGUUGGACUGGCAGCGGCCGUGUCGUGAGUGGGUGCGGGGGCAGCAGUGGUCACCGCGGGCUGCGGGGGAAGAGGUCUUCUGCAGGCGCGCGGGGGAAGGGGAAGCCACCCCGCACAGCUCGGGCGGGGCGGGCGACAACCGCGCGGGCGUGGUUGGGCCACGCAAGUCACUACUGUGUUCAGUAACUGGGUGUGUCAUGCGGCAGCACGGCUAGAGACAGAUGCUAUUAUUCGGUGCGGGUUGAGUGUAUGCCGGCUUUCUGCGUGGAGCUGUGUGCUUUGCCUGCUGCCCCGUUUCUCAACAAACAGCCACGCACUACAGGCGAGUGGUGGUGGUUGCUUGGCGGGCGCAUGCGGCGUGGCCCCGGAUACAGUGGAAAUCUCAAUGGUCGUGGCUGUGGGUUUUGCGUGCGGCGGGCGGUCCGGUUGCCCUUGCUUGGGUUAUAGCGGUGUAGCCGGGCAGGGUCCGGAGUGUCAGUCGUAGCGUGUAACUGGUGAUGCACUCAGACUGGUGAUGGUGUCAUUGCGCCGAGCCUUUGGCGGUCGGGGGCGAUGGGGUGCAGCCGGGGGUUAUUAGGGGGUCGGGUGUGGGGCGGGGCGGACAGUGGCAGCUCGGCAGCAUCGCAGCGCUGGCGGCUUGGCGGCGACAGCAGCAGCAGCCGCUCUUUCUGGCGCUUGGCGAGCAACACAGCAGCGGCACGGCGCAGCAACAGCAGCAGGUGGGAAGACAGGCGGCAGCAGCUGUAGGCGCAGCAGCAGGCGCUGCCGCGCUUUCGGCAACGCCAGCAGACGUCCAGGCGUCUGCCUGCCUGCAGCCGCAAGUUUGGGACGUCCGCGGCGGCGCUGUGGCGGCUGGCGGCUUCGCCUGCUGGCGGCUGCUGCUAGCGCUUGGCUGUGCGGCGUCGGCCGGGCGGGCAGCUUGUGAGGGGGGUGGGGCGGCAGCCGCAGCAGGGGCAGCUGGGGGGGGGGGGGGUGAUAUCAACAGCAGCACGGGGUCUCGGGCAGCGGCCGCAUCAGGGCAGCAUGGCAUCCACAGCAGCCGGAUCAGUGCUUGAGCGGGCGGGGGCGGGGGGAAGGGGAAUGCAGGGGCGGGAGCGACGGCAGCAACAGCAGCAGCAAUGUGGGGUGCAUGUGUGUGACAGCGGGCGCGCAAGCGCAAGGGCCAGCGGGAGCACGGUCUGCAGGCCUCGGGGAGUAGACAGCUGACUGGCGGGCGGCGGGAUGCGGGCUUGGGUUGUGCAGCGGCUAAGGGACUCGGGCACGGAGGGGGGCUUGGGCGGGCACAGCCAAUCCGGGGUCAAACGAGCAAGCCAGCACCAGCCAAGGGAAAUAAUACUUCUGCUUACAAUCAAAGGUCCAUAGAUAGAACAGUUCGUGCCCACUCGUGCUAUGCCAAGCCCCGAAAUUGAAGAUAUACCUCGUUCCUUGACAAGGGCGGUCGUUCGCGAAUGACUUCAAGUGUUUAGCACAUAGAGAUACCACAGGGGCACGCAGCUGGCACUGAAUGCACACAAGGCUCACAAGUACGCCAGAACCACACCCAAGGCCUGCCUUCUCCUGAUUGCGACGCAAACUUUGUGAGUCCGGACAUAAUUACGCCCAAGCUUCAGCAACAAUGGACUUCUGGCGCGGCAGAUACAGGUGAUACGGGCGAAUUUGCGCAAACUCGCGCAUGCGCCUGGGCAUACGCCUGGGCUCGCGACAACGCCCUGUCGCCCUGCCGUCAACAGCGCCGCAGGCAGGGCCUCCUUAACGCUCAUGGCUCCAAGCGGUAUGCCGGCAGGGGCGCGAGGGGUCGGGUUUCGUGCUUUCUGCCGUGGCAUGCGACAGGUUUGGCCCCCAGCAGGGCAAUUUUUUGAUGGCUUGGCGUCUUCGCGGCCGGAGGCCGCGCGAUUUUGACAAAAUUAGGAGUUGAAACCUGUAAUUUCCUUAAGGAUUUCGACAUUCCCGACCCGAAAGGACCAUUCUUUGAUUCAGGCGACGGAUGCAAACUUUCCUAUCAUGCACUGAUGCCAGCAAAGAAUCUGGACGCUUUGAUUUGAAAGAGAAUGUCGCCGCACCUGGUCGCAGGUCAGCGACCGCCAGCAGUGCUAUGUAUCUCCCACGUCUCUCCUGUUACAGAAUCCUUGUUACAAUACAGCUCAAAUUUGAACAAUAAGUGCAACUCCACCAGUCUAGCAGCGAAUGCCAAGGACAUGGUGGAGACAGCCGCUCGAGCUGGAAAUCUCCUGAAAGCCUGCAUCUUGACAGUCCAUUUGGAUCAAAGAAUAGGAAACAAACAAAUAUGACGCACUGGCAUGAGCCACAUCUCCACCCGCGUCCCCUGGCCAACCCCUCCCUCUGGACCCCCUUCCACCACCGGUCACUCGU